AUGUUUGUAACAGAUAUUCGGAAAGAAUUUUAUGAUGUUGUUGUUAACCAGAGGGUUGCUCUCCUGGUAUCAUCGGAUAUCGAUGCCCUUUGUGCUUGCAAAAUAUUACAGGCCUUGUUCCACUGCGAUCAAGUUCAGUACACCCUGGUGCCGGUGACAGGAUGGCAGGAGCUGGAAACUGCUUUCCUGGAGCACAAGGAGCAGUUCCGUUAUUUUGUGUUGAUUAACUGUGGGGCCAACGUUGACCUCCUGGAGACGCUGCAACCUGAGGAAGACUCGAUCUUCUUUAUGUGCGACACACACCGACCCGUAGACGUGGUCAACGUUUAUAAUGACACACAGAUAAAGCUGCUCAUCAAGCAGGAUGAUGACCUGAAUGUCCCUGCCUAUGAUGACAUCUUCAGAGAUGAUGAAGAAGAGGACGGAGAGGACUCAGGAAAUGAGAGUGAUGGCGGCUCAGAGCCUUCUGGGAAACGGAGGCGUUUUGAUGAGGCAGCUCUGGAGAGGAGGAUAGAGCGGCAGAGGGCAAAGCGAGAGUGGGAAGCACGAAGAAGGGAAAUCUUGUUCGACUAUGAGCAAUACGAAUAUCAUGGAACUUCGUCUGCCAUGGUGAUGUUUGAGCUUGCAUGGGUCAUGACAAAGGAUACCAAAGACAUGCUAUGGUGGGCCAUUAUUGGGCUGACAGAUCAGUGGAUCCAUGAUAAAAUCACUCACAUGAAGUACGUGACUGAUGUGGCCACGCUGCAGCGUCAUGUAUCGCGGCACAAUCACCGCAACGAAGAUGAGGAGAACUCCCUUUCCAUUGACUGCAUGAGGGUCUCCUUUGAGUACGAUCUCCGCCUGGCUCUCUAUCAGCACUGGUCUCUGUAUGAGAGCAUCUGUAACUCCUGCUACACCUCCUCCAGCUUCAAACUGUGGUCUAUGAAUGGGCAGAAGAAGCUGCAGGAGUUCCUUGCUGAUAUGGGCCUUCCCCUCAAGCAGGUGAGGCAGAAGUUCAACUCCAUGGACAUGUCUAUCAAGGAGAACUUGCGGGACGUCAUAGAGGAAUCUUCAAACAAAUACGGCAUGAAGGACAUCCGCAUCCAGACAUUCAGUGUGCACUUUGGCUUCAAGAACAAGUUCCUUGCCAGCGAUGUGGUGCAUGGUGCCGCUGCCCUGCUGGAGAACGUAGAGAAGGACGAGAACGGCAGUGACAACUUCAUCAAGGCCCUGGACUGCCUCUCCAGGAGUAACCUGGACCGAUUGCACCAUGGCAUUGACUUGGCCAAAAAGAAACUGAUGGCCAUCCAGCAGACCGUUGCCAGCUGCAUUUGCACCAACCUCAUCCUCUCCCAGGGCCCCUUCCUGUACUGCUACCUCAUGGAGGGGACUCCUGAUGUGAAAUUGUUCUCCAAGCCCAUGUCCCUGACCCUUCUCUGCAAGUACCUGCUGAAGGCGUUUGUUCGCUCGACCAGAAACAAGCGCUGCCGGAUCCUCCCCCUCAUCAUGGCAGCACCACUGGAUUUGGAGAAGGGCACGGUCAUCGUGCUGGGGAUCCCGCCAGAAACCGAGACGUCAGACAAAAAGAACUUUUUCGGCAGAGCGUUUGAGAAGGCCGCUGAGAGCACCAACUCCAGGACGCUGCAUGACCACUUUGACACAUCCAUUAUUGAGCUCAAGAUGGAGGACAGGAGCAAGUUUCUGGAUGCACUCGUUACUCUGCUGUCGUGA
This is a messenger RNA of Megalops cyprinoides (Indo-Pacific tarpon), 1710 nucleotides long. RefSeq names its product CDC45 cell division cycle 45 homolog (S. cerevisiae) (gene cdc45). Gene Ontology annotation, cellular component: DNA replication preinitiation complex. Gene Ontology annotation, molecular function: DNA replication origin binding; chromatin binding; single-stranded DNA binding. NCBI's taxonomy places the organism in Eukaryota, Metazoa, Chordata, Actinopteri, Elopiformes, Megalopidae. The transcript has 18 exons. Bases 1 to 1710 code for a protein of 569 amino acids. The record is from RefSeq and is a predicted model, not a curated record. Gene Ontology annotation, biological process: double-strand break repair via break-induced replication; mitotic DNA replication preinitiation complex assembly; DNA replication initiation.